This is a messenger RNA of Chondrus crispus (carragheen), 263 nucleotides long. RefSeq lists its product as hypothetical. The coding region runs from base 1 to 237 and encodes 78 amino acids. The transcript is spliced from 2 exons. NCBI's taxonomy places the organism in Eukaryota, Rhodophyta, Florideophyceae, Gigartinales, Gigartinaceae. The record is from RefSeq and is a predicted model, not a curated record.
AUGUUGAGAGGAUUUGUCAUUCGAGAGAAGCUAAAGGAAACGCUAUUUCGCGCAAGACAUGAAUGCGGUAGGGGCCCUGCUGCGUCUAUGUUGGAAGUACUCUCGAGACGACUUCGAAAAGAUUUCGGGAAGAUUUAUCGCGCAUUAGUGUGGCUGGCUGUUUUUCAGUCGAAUCCGUUCCAUUUUGCGGCCUCGUAUGAAAAACAGCGCCGGAGAUGGGGUACGCCAACCGUCUGACACAUAAACAACUUAUCAAGUCCAAA